This is a messenger RNA of Stylonychia lemnae, 4299 nucleotides long. The record is from the annotation of a GenBank genome assembly. NCBI's taxonomy places the organism in Eukaryota, Ciliophora, Spirotrichea, Sporadotrichida, Oxytrichidae.
AUGCUUAAUAAUCUUUUAAUGAAUGCUAUCCUAAAUAAUAACAGAUCACUAAUAAAAUACUCCCUCAAGAAUUUUAUAAGAUUUAUGAGGACAUCAAAGCAGUAUAAGGAAUUCAUGGGAUUCAAGAAACAUCUAGAGCUCACAGUAAUAAGAGAGCUCCUCACCUAGUUCUAACUCAUAGAAUAUGCAGUCUAGGUAAAUAACACUGACUUAUUUAUGUUUCUUCUUAAAGAGUUCAGAGUCAGUUAUAAAGAUCAAAUUUUCUAGAAUAUUGAAAAGACUAAGCGAAUGUUCACUAUAGUUAAUAGAAAUGGGAACAUCUAAAUUUUGAAAGAAAUAUACAAGCUGUAUACUAAAUAGUAUCAAGACUACUUAUUAAUCCAUGCAGAGAAAUACAAUAAUACAAAUUAACUCUAAUAAAAUAUCUUUGUCGUUUCUGCGCUCAUGAAUAACCUUAGAUGCCUUGAAUAUAAUCUAAACUUGAUAGAAAAAUUAAAGGGGGUAAAGUGGAUAAAAUAGAAAAUGCUAUUUAUCCCUACACUCUUGAACUUUGGCAUAAUUAAUAAAAACAGUAAUUCAGUAAGUCUGCUUCUAAGGUAUGUUGACCUAUCUGCGAGAGAUGAAAGUAUUUACACGCCAUUAGAAUUAGCUUGCAAAACUUAUAGUGAUAACUAUCUAGAAAUUAUAGAAAUUUUACUUUUAGCUGAGCAAUCAGAUUAGAAAUACAUUCCCAUCAACCCAUUGAAUAAGAAAUGCCAUCUAAUUUAUAUGAUAAAGAAAGAUAUACCUCUGAGAAUAAUCAAUCAAACCCUUGCCUUGUUCAAUAAAAAAUCAAUCAGUGAGUAUAGAACAAGAGAAAAUUCAAAUCUUCUUCAUAGAGCAAUAAUGAAGGAAAACAUAGACUUAAUUAGAGCUUUACUUUCCUAUUUCGACUAUAAAUCUUUCUUUGAAAGAUCAAGUAAUGGAGCAUAUCCUUCAUUAGAAGCAUAGAAGUCAUCAAAUUUGGAAAUCAGAAGGAUAGUAUAAGACUACAUUAACUACAAGGAAGUGUAAGAAUUUAUGGAAAAUGAAUGGAAAAAUGAUCCUACUGUGCCCGAAAAGCUGCUAUUAUUAAAAAAGUAGUUAUUUUAUCAGGAGUUCUUCACGAACACAAAUUGUAAAUAUAUGGGGGAGGAUAUUGCCCUAGAGUAUUGUAAAAACUAGGAAAAGCUAUUUUCUAUGAUUUUUGAAUCGAAAAAAGUUAUUCAACUAUAAAAGUAUUAAGUGGUACCUCCAAGCUAAUUAUUUUUGGGAUCAAAAAUCAUUGAUAAUGCAGAUCCUGUUUUUAUUAAGAGUAGGCCAAAACAAAUUAGAAGUAAGCCAGUCAAUCUUAAUCCAUAUGAAACUAUUCAACAUGAAAGAUCACCUUCAGCUAUAGGUUUAAAUAAAAAAGAUUCCUCAUCUCAAUAAGAAUCAGCGAGUGGCAAUAUGAUAGUAACGAGUAUUUAAAACUACUUGAAUAGAAUGCUUCAUAGAAACAACGAAAUAGUUGAUGAAAUAUCUGAUUUCAUAGGGCCUAUAAUUUCAGAGUUGAAUAAACAAAAUGUCAAGUAUAAUGAUAUGAAAUUAGAAGAAGCUCUAGACCCAAAUAAGAUGACUAUUGGAUAGAAAAAUGAAUAUGAAAAACAUUAAAAAUAAAAGUAAAAGGUAUUCAAGCAGCUUGCUAAGGAUUAUUCAAACAAAUUAAAGAAUCAUUCUAUAGCAAAGAAGUUGGAAUCAUAAGAGUAGAAUGAUGUUGAUAAAUUACUCAUUAAUGUUGAUUAAUCUCAAGAUAGACCUAAUACGACAUUCUAGAAUUAUUCGAAUGAAAAUAUUAGACUAAAAGCUUCAUAGAACGAAUCACUAGGAAACUCAUUAGAAAGGAGAAAGGAAACUUCAGAAGAAUUCACUGAAGGAAGUUUUGAAAAAUAAUAGUAGCAAAGGCACCCUAAAGCAUUAGAGCACGAUGAAAGUAAGGGAAAAAUCUCCUUAAAACUUAGUUCCCUUUUCUCCGCCUAUCGGCCAGAAGUUAAAGAAUUAGAAAUCAUUGUAAAAGCAAAACUCAAUGAACAAAAAGCCGUCGAGAUAAAAUACUAUUAAAUAAAAAGCAGCUCUUAAUAACUCUAAUUAACCAGUUUAAACCCAGAAAGUAUCAUCACCUUAGUUGAGAAGGAGUACUCUGAACCCACAAGGAGUUUCGAAUAUAAGGAUAAAUUAAACAAGGAUGGACUAGUUAAAACUGACUCGCUUGACAUAUCUGAAUAAUAAAAAGAAAUCAUGAUAUCUUAUCGAACAAACGAGGAAGAAAAAUUGGAUGAAAGUAAAGACUAAAUCAACGAUAUAUUAAUAUCUGGAGAACUCAUCUAGGAUCCCUUCAACUUUGAACUAAAUAAAAUAGAUGAGGUUUCACAAAUGCUAGAAAAUGCUAGCCCAUAAAUAUCGCCAUCUGAGAAGGCGUUUUUCAGAAAAGAAUUAAAUAAUAAAGAUGAAAGUAGCAAACUCGUGAGUUAACAAGUUAGUGACAAUCAAGGGGUAAGCAACUUCAUUAGGCUGUAAAGAACAGAAAAUGAAAAUUCUACUGAAGAGGACAUACUCAGAUAAGACCUAGAGACACCAAUGCUUGAACUUACCUCAUAGACCAAAACACCUCAAUUAGAUGAUAAUGAACCAUUAACAAGGGUGCAUCAUGCUAAAAAUGUUGUAUCAGAUGACAUUAAUCGCAAAAAUUUCCCAAAAACUGACCCAGCUACUUAGAAUCAUACAUAAGGGAGGGGCUUUACAAAUUAGCUAACAAAAGCAAUAGAACUUGACAAUUAAUUCUAAAAUAGACUCUAUGAUACAGUAGGACCGAACAGUCAGGAGAAGCAAAAAUAACGAAUCAAAUUAUUUGGAUCCAUAAAUUCCAAUAAAUAUUUGGAAAAUAUCAAAUACAACAUGACACCUAACAAUUAUAAUGAUGAUAAAAAAUCAAUGUUUAGUGGCACAAGUAAUAUGGAGCAAAAAAUAGAAAUGAGAUCGUUUGUUAAGAAUAAAAACUCCUCCAUUCAACAGUCAACUAUGAGCAAUUAUAAUUAGGGCGCUAAGAAUCUUAAUAAAUAGAGGCUGCCACCAAAGUAUCAAAAUAAAUUCAAGUAAUCAAAUGAAAAUUUAAUACAGUUUGAACCAAGUAUUCAGAUUUAAUAAUAAGUAUAUUCACCUCUAAAAUGGUCUCAUACUGUGGAUAAUUUCAAAUUUGACAAGUAUAGAUACAAAGAUUAAAACGAGGCUAACAUGAUAAAGAAAGUCGUUAAGAAUGUUAACUUACUGAGACAUAUGAAAGGUUCUCCAUUAAGAUUGUAUCCAGAACUUUUUAAUUAGUAGAGUCAGCAAUUAAAUUCAGGGUAUUACUUUACUAGAAAUAUUUCAACUAGUCAGUCAUAAACUAUAAAGAGAUUUGACAUGCAAACUUUCAAUUCUCUUCAAAACAAAACCCCAAGCCUAAAUAAUUAGAAAGAGAUGCUUAGACAUAUGAAGAAAUCACUGAUAACAAAUAAUAUGGUAAACUAUAAAAAUGGUUUAAUGCUAGGCAAAACUUAAAAAUAUGUUCCUGUAUAAGUAGAUUAAACAAGCAAUUCUAUUCUCUAGGUGAAUGGAAGGACUACUAAGCAUUCUAUUUUAGAGGAGGCUAAUUACGAUUAUUACAUUGACUACAAAUAUACUCUGACCAAUACUCUAAAAAAGAGUUAGAAGUCUCAAGGAAGUCUGCUUCUAAAGAAUAAUAAACCACUUUCAAGAGACGGAAAAUUAAAAAUUAUUGAUGAGGGUGGCUCUAAAUCAAGGAAUUCAAAAGUAGAGCUUAAUAAUAAUCUAAAUCCACAAUAAUAAUCGAAUUCAAUAGACGGUAAUGAUACGUAUAAAAGUAAGCGAGAUUUGAAUAAUACUAGAAGGAAAAUUGUGUAUACAUUGAGCACAGAUAAUACUCCAACUGAGUCCCCAUUAAGAAAUCAGAGAAAUAUGAGACCCACUUCAUAAGAGGUAAUUCUUGAAACAGCACUUCUAAGUAGUGCUCCGAACUCAAAUGCUGAGGCUGUAGGAUUGCUUACAAGUAUCAUAAACUCUGAUGAGUAUUAUGAAUUUUUGGACAAUAGUCAUUAGAAAUUUUUGGAUUAACUUCACGCUUAUCCUAGCAUGAAAACAAUUCUAAAUAAAGAUAAGAUUUAUUACAAAAGAUUGAAAAACUCAAGAGUAGAAGUGCCUAUUAUCCUCGAUAAAGAGAUAAAUAAGGAAUCCAGCAUUAGUUGA